CAUUGUUUUUGACCAGCGAGCGAGCGCAGUAUUGCAGAUUGAAUUUGAAGUGUUUUUCGCCUUUUUGGGUUAUUAUUACAAAACCAGUGACGAGAUGGAUGAUGACAUUGACCAAGACGUCCCUCAGUUAUUAAAGCAGUGGGGUUUACCCCAAUAUAUUCAUACUUUUCAAGUAAAUGAUAUAACAAUAUCAACCCUGUCAAUGAUAGACAGAGGUCUCGCCAAGGAACUAAUCCCGUCCAUUGGGGAUCGGGCCAAAUUCUUAAAAAAUUUAGAUAACUGGAUCAAAAUAACAAACCCAGAAUGCCCAGAAUUCAGCAGCUGCAGCUCUCCCCCUACAGUUUUUGUAGAUAUGCUUAAUCCCAAACACAAACAAAUAAAGAGUGUGAGUGAAUUUAUAGCCCCUUUGAACAAGAAUAAUACCUCUACCCAACUAAAUGAUUCCAAUUCCAUUAUACCUCCUACCAUUGGUGAGAAUGAGGAGGCUUGCUCUAGUGUGGAUCUGGAUAUGACCAUUUGUAAUGAAGAUGAAUGUCCGCCGUUGAAAAAUCUACUCUUAAAAUCGAAUGAAGGACAAGGCCUGCUAAAUUUAUAUUCAGAACAAGGCAAAUUAUCAAAUAAUGGGCGAAGAAAAGUUUGCAAUAUAAUAAUAAAAGACCUAAUGCAAUCAGACCCAAAUAAAAGAAUAGACAGUUCUCUACUUCUUACAAAAGCACAAGACAUAACUGAAGUAUUCAAAAAGGAAAAUAUAAGUACUUACUUUAUUCCAUACAUUAAUGAUACUAAACUUAAAAUAAAAAGAUGUGCAAAAGGCAAAUUAUAUGACUGUCUACAAAACAGGCGCCGCGAAUUAAGGGAGGCUAAGGUUAUUAAAAAGAAAAAUGGCAGCAACAUCAACAAUAACAGCAACGAGCCAGAAGUCGUCGAAGAAGAUGGUGGUGCAGAUGAAGAUAUCCAGUGGCUCCAAAACUGUACAGAACCCUGGCAUUUAGUGAUAGAGAAGUGGCAAAAAACUUCCAAAAAUAGAUUGAAGGAAAUAGAGACUUCAGAAAUGACCAUCGGAGCAUACAUUAAUAAAUAUCCAGUGUUAAAAACGCCACGCGGGCAUGAGCUUCUUAUUGAAGAUUUUCAAUUUUUAUACCCAUUGUCAGGGAAUAAAUUAUUUGAAAUAUUCCCAACAAUAAAAAAUAAUAUAUUCAAGGUGGCUCUAUCUAAAACCCAAGUUACUGAAGUAAAAGAAAUACUGGAACAACUACAGCUUCUAAACAAAAAUGAUGAACAUUAUGAGGAAGUUGAGUCAAUACUAGCGUUCAUGCUGUUGCCGCUGCUCUUGGAAAACCCAACACACAGAACCAAGAAACAAGUGUGGCGGCCAUCCAAAGCUGAAGUAAAGGACGGCUUCAUUACACACGUGCUGAGACCAAUGGCUGUGGGAAUGAGGCUAGUGUGAACAGGCUCUAAUAGGGCCCCAUACUUUACAAGUUGAAUGUAGAAAUGAUAAGUAUAAGGGACGUCGACGCUGAAAAGACGCCUGAACGGGUAGCAUGAUCGCGCGAAAAGUGAUAAAACAUCUCCCUAUCGCACUAUUAGUAAGUGCGAUAGGGACGGAUGUUUUAUCGCGCGAUCAUGCUACCAAUGCAGAUGUGAGGGGCCGUAAUGUGUAAGUGUAAUUUCUACGGACCAAUGAUUGUGAUGAUUAUAUUAAAAUAAAUGUCAUUUUUCUCUGUA
Molecule: messenger RNA, 1728 nt
Organism: Helicoverpa zea (corn earworm)
Lineage: Eukaryota; Metazoa; Arthropoda; Insecta; Lepidoptera; Noctuidae
Exons: 7
Coding region: 95-1450 (451 amino acids)
Source: RefSeq, a predicted model, not a curated record